Molecule: messenger RNA, 603 nt
Organism: Eurytemora carolleeae
Lineage: Eukaryota; Metazoa; Arthropoda; Copepoda; Calanoida; Temoridae
Exons: 8
Coding region: 28-435 (135 amino acids)
Source: RefSeq, a predicted model, not a curated record
UUGAUACACUUCUAGAAGAGACUAGAAAUGUAUUUCCCAGUAUGCAUUUUUUCUUUGUUGUUGACUUGUGGUUUAUCUAUGUCAACAGAACAGGUUUCAGGUAUGUCUCCAGUCCUUGGAGAACCUGUUCUCCAUUUCCAUCAAGUUAACUCUGCUGAUCAGCAGAACCAGAAAUCAAAGGUUCAAAAUCAGCAAUAUCCUCAGGAAAGAUCCAUUGAACUGGUUUCUAUUGGUUGGAUAGCUGCUGGAGGCAUGCUGGUUUUUGCAUUUGUGAAUACUAUACUGCUUGGAGCUACUGUUAUGAUAACCUUCAACAUUUUCCAAUGGCUGCUCAGUGCACUUGCAUUGGUGGCGCCAGCAUUUGCUGCUACAGUUGCUCCAUUCUUUGCAGCGGUAACAGCUCCUUUGCUUGCAGCAGCUCCUGCCUUUGGUUAGACAGCGGUCACUAAGAACUUUGAUGACAAAAUGCUCAAAAGAAUUGUAGAUAUAGUGCAGACAGCAGAAUGUGUAAAAAAUCUAUCAAUUUUCCUCUUUAAAUGCAUUUCUAGUCGGAAAAAUAUUAAAUUUUAUUUAUGAAUUUUUAAUAAACUUGUCAACAGCUGA